CCGGGACCUGGGGCUUCCUCCCUACCCAUCCCUGGCCUCUGGCCCGGGACCGAAGCCACUUGAGCCAGCGGAGAAAAUCGUCACCUUGUCUUCAUUGCCUUUAGGGCUGCUGAGAAGGCUAACCGAAGUGGAAGAACCAUUGACUCCUUAGAGACAGGGCUGAGAAACUAAAGGUCAAGGGCAGCCCAAGUGCCCAAUUUCUCUCUCUCUUCACAAAGCAACGCCAGCUAUAGAGAUGAGAAAUUCUGAAGAACAGCCAAGUGGAGGAACUACGGUAUUGCAACGCCUGCUUUAAGAGCAGCUUUGCUAUGGCAAUCCUAGUGAGAAUCGUAAUCUGCUUGCCAUCCACCAGCAGGCCACAGGGAAUAGCCCCCCAUUCUCCGCUGGCAGUGGGAACCCCGGCCCUCAGACCGACGUUUUGAGUCCCCAGGAUCACCACCAGCAGCUCGUGGCACACCCUGCUCGACAAGAACCCCAGGGCCAGGAAAUCCAGUCAGAAAACAUCGUCAUGGAGAAGCAGCUGUCCCCUCGUAUGCAGAAUAAUGAGGAACUGCCGACCUAUGAAGAAGCCAAGGUCCAGUCACAAUACUUCCGGGGCCAACAGCAUGCUAGUGUUGGCGCUGCCUUCUAUGUCACAGGAGUCACUAACCAGAAGAUGAGAACCGAGGGACGCCCAUCAGUGCAGCGACUCAAUCCUGGGAAGAUGCACCAAGAUGAAGGACUUAGAGACCUUAAGCAAGGGCAUGUCCGAUCCCUGAGUGAAAGACUAAUGCAGAUGUCACUGGCUACCAGUGGAGUGAAAGCCCACCCACCUGUAACCAGUGCUCCCCUCUCCCCACCACAACCCAGUGACCUCUACAAGAAUCCCACCAGUUCCAGUGACUUCUACAAGGCUCAAGGGCCACCUCCCAGCCAACAUAGUCUGAAGGGCAUGGAACAACGAGGCCCCCCACCAGAAUACCCUUUCAAGGGCAUACCAUCCCAGUCUGUAGUGUGCAAGCCCCAAGAGCCAGGGCUCUUCUAUAGCGAGCAUCGCCUGAACCAGCCAGGGAGAACAGAGGGGCAACUGAUGAGAUAUCAGCACCCCCCUGAGUAUGGCGCAGCCAGGACAACGCAGGACAUCUCGCUGUCUUUGUCGGCAAGGAAUUCUCAGCCUCACAGCCCGACAUCUUCCUUGACGACCGGGAAUCAGUUGCUGCAGUCUCCACCAUCUACGAGACUGUCUUCUGCCCAACACGCUUUGGCCGCAAACCAAGGCGACCACUCUACACACCUGCCAAGGCAGCAGCAACACUUUCUUCCGAAUCAGAGUCACCAGGGGGACCACUACCGUCUCUCCCAGCCCGCCUUGCCUCCUCCAGCACCACAGCAGCAGCCGGGAGAAGCCUACUCAGCUAUGCUUCGGGCUCAGCCGUCUGCUUCUUAUCAGCCCUUGCCAGCUGACCCUUUCUCCAUCGUCUCGAGAGCCCAGCAGAUGGUUGAGAUCCUCUCUGACGAGAAUCGGAACUUGCGGCAGGAGUUGGAUGGAUGCUAUGAGAAGGUGGCCAGACUGCAGAAGGUGGAGACAGAAAUUCAGCGGGUCUCAGAGGCAUAUGAGAAUUUGGUGAAGUCAUCUUCUAAAGGAGAGAAUCUGGAGAAAGCCAUGAGGAACAAGCUGGAGGGUGAGAUUCGAAGGAUGCAUGACUUCAACAGAGAUCUGAGAGACCGUCUAGAGACUGCCAACAAGCAGCUGGCAGAAAAGGAGUACGAAGGCUCAGAGGACACCAGGAAAACCAUCUCUCAGCUCUUUGCCAAAAAUAAAGAAAGCCAGCGGGAGAAAGAGAAGCUUGAAGCAGAGCUGGCUACUGCUCGCUCUACCAAUGAAGACCAAAGGCGACACAUUGAAAUCCGAGACCAGGCAUUGAGCAAUGCCCAGGCGAAGGUGGUGAAGCUGGAAGAAGAGCUGAAAAAGAAGCAAGUGUACGUCGAUAAGGUGGAGAAGAUGCAGCAGGCCCUAGUGCAGCUCCAGGCAGCCUGUGAGAAACGCGAGCAGCUGGAGCACCGACUCCGGACCCGUUUGGAGAGGGAACUGGAAUCCCUGAGAAUCCAGCAUCGCCAGGGCAACUCGCAGCCUGCCAAUGCUUCAGAAUACAAUGCUGCUGCACUGAUGGAGCUCCUUCGUGAAAAGGAGGAGAGAAUUCUUGCCCUGGAAGCAGAUAUGACAAAAUGGGAGCAGAAGUACUUGGAAGAGAAUGUGAUGAGACAUUCUGCUCUGGAUGCUGCUGCAACUGUGGCUGCGCAGAGAGACACAACGGUCAUUAGCCACUUUCCUAACACCAGCUAUGACACAGCCUUAGAGGCCCGCAUCCAGAAGGAAGAGGAAGAAAUCCUGAUGGCCAAUAAGCGUUGCAUGGACAUGGAAGGAAGGAUUAAGACGCUCCAUGCCCAGAUUAUUGAAAAGGAUGCUAUGAUCAAAGUGCUGCAGCAGCGCUCCAGGAAAGAGCCAAGUAAGACAGAGCAGCUGUCGUCCAUGAGGCCAGCAAAGUCUCUGAUGUCCAUCUCCAAUGCUGGAUCAGGCCUGCUUGCCCACUCCUCUACCCUGACUGGUACUCCCUUCAUGGAGGAGAAGCGAGAUGAUAAAAACUGGAAGGGGAGCCUAGGCAUUCUUCUGGGUGGAGACUAUCGUGCUGAGUCUGUCCCAUCCACACCUUCACCUGUGCCUCCUUCGACUCCCCUGCUCUCGGCUCACUCGAAGACAGGCAGUCGCGACUGCAGCACCCAAACAGAACGUGGAUCUGAACCAACCAAAACCGCAGCUGUUACUCCCAUCUCUGUUCCGGUUGCUGUUCCAGUUGCUGCUGCUGCCGCCCCUGCUGCUGCCAUCACUGCAAGUGCUGCCACCAACACUGCCACAGCUGCCACCAACACCACUAUCAUGGUAGCUGCUGCUCCAGUUGCUGUUGCUGCUGCUGCUGCUCCAGCUGCUGCUGUUGCCACUGCCCCAUCUCCAGCAAAUGCUGCUGCUCUUGCUGCUGCUGCCUCUCCAGAUGCACCUGUUUCUCCAGCCGCUCCUGUCUCUCCGGCUGCUCCUGUCUCUCCAGCUGUUGCUGCUCAGAUUCCAGCUGCUUCAUCUCUUACUUCUGCUAAUGUUUCUCCCGCUCCUUCUGCUGCUACUGUCGCUACUGCAGCUACUGCAGCAGCAGCUGUUGCUGCUGCUGCUGCUACUGCUGUUCAGGUUGCUCCAGCUGCUUCGGCUCCGGUUCCAGCUCCCGCUCCGAUUCCGGCUCCAGCAACGCCUCAGGCUUCUGCUCCGACUCCGACUCAGGCAUCAACUCCAGCUCCGACUGCAGUUCCUACUCCAGCUCCGACUCCAACUCCAGCUUUGGUUCAGGCUGAGGGUCCUGCAAGUCCAGGUACCAGCUGUGGACCACGCCGAUUGUCCACACCAAAUCUGAUGUGCAACCCAGACAAGCCAGAUGGGCCUGUUUUCCACUCCAGCACUCUGGAAAGAAAAGCACCCAUUCAGAUCCUGAGUCAAGAACCUGAUGCAGAGAUGGUGGAAUAUCUCAUCUAAACAGCAUACUCAAGAGCUGAAGUUAUCAGCAAGAGUUCUUUUAAUCGUUUUUCCCUUUUGUUUGUUUAA
Molecule: messenger RNA, 3622 nt
Organism: Microtus oregoni (creeping vole)
Lineage: Eukaryota; Metazoa; Chordata; Mammalia; Rodentia; Cricetidae
Product: angiomotin-like
Exons: 13
Biological process (GO): actin cytoskeleton organization; hippo signaling; angiogenesis
Cellular component (GO): cytoplasmic vesicle; plasma membrane; lamellipodium
Molecular function (GO): signaling receptor activity
Source: RefSeq, a predicted model, not a curated record